GUUGCUCUCUCUUCCUAGCCAUGUUAUCGUCAUGACACUACCCUUGAGUAGUCGUCGUCAUAACGUCAUCAUCAUUUCGUCGCCAUCAUGUCACUGUCGACAUUGCGUCAACAUCACGAUGUCGCCGUCAUGCUGUCGUGGUCCUUCCAUUGUCAUCAAUUUGUCGUAGUGAGCGUAGUGUCGUUAACGGAGUGUCGAAGCUAUUUUCUCGUCAAGCCGUCGCUGUGAUUUGUCUUCUCAAUCCUUUUCUCAUUCACGAUCGACACACCGUCAUGGCAACAGAGCCACAGUGCACCGUUGCCAUCACGUCGUUGUCGUCAUCAUUCCAUUGUAAUCAUUUCAAAAUCUUUGUUUUAUCGGCAUCACUCCAGCAUCGAAAUCACGUUGACAUCACGCCGUAGUCGUCAUCUCAUGGUUGUCAUGCAGUCGUCGUCCCCACAUCGACGUCAUGGUAUAGGCGUCACGCCACCGUCACCCCACCUUUGACGUCAUAGCACUGCGUAACUCCAGCGUCGUCAUCCCACGGCCGUCCGGUACUCAUCGUCACCUCUGCACACACCUGCGUCGUCUAUACGGUUUAGAAAUGCUUCAGAUCACAUAAAUAACAAUCAAGGCUUUUCCUUCCGGAAAUAUAUUGUGUGGUAUUUUGUGCGGUAUGGAUAAUGGUAAGAGAUAAGCGACACUCAUUCUUAUGCGGUAAACGAACUUCACGCUACAUGCAGUUUUCCGGUAGGGGUUGUACCUUCCUCUAGUGUUCCUUUCAGGUUUUAAGUAAUGGAAGAGUGCACGAAAUAUGUCCUAGAGCCGAAAGAAUGCUAUGCUAAUUUUAAUGCUGCAACAAUUAAGGCGAAGCUUUAAUAACUUCGGAAAGGGUGAAUCAAAUUUCUAUGACGUGUACGGUCGUGCAUUUCAAUACAGGCUCUUAGUGUCAUGCAGAGAAGCAUCAAAAGUCGAAAUCAAAUUAAAUCUUUCUUUUGAAAUUUCUAUGUGCUAUUCUAUCUCAAGGUAAAUCAAAUACUUGCAAAGACGCAGAAAGAAAUGCUGGACAUAGAACUCGUCAUUACCGACAUAGUUGUUCUGACGGAAGACCAAGAAUUUCUAAAAAGAUAUCCAGAAAACCAUGAGCUAAUUGAAGCCAGUUCACCCGACGUAUUGUCGGAAUUUAUGAGUAUCAACGAACACUUCUUUGCUGGUGCAGACGCAGUGUUAUACAUGAGCAAGUUGAUGUAUGCUAUGCCUAAUGAAGGUGCACCAGGGUAUACGAAAGCGAAAGGAUUGGCCUAUGGAGGUGCCACUUGCACUAGUUUUAGUGGGGCCCUAAUUUCUGAUGACGGCAAGAUGAACGGAGUUUCAACAGCUGCUCAUGAACUACUUCACCUUUUAGGAUCCACGCAUGACGGACAGCCACCGCUGGAAUACAUUCCAGGCAGCCCAGGUGCAGAAGCCUGCAAGGAUGACAGGCAAUACAUCAUGGCGUCACAAGAGCCUGCGCCGCUACAGCCCCCAUUGUCAAACUGCACCCGCGACCAAGUUCUGGCUUUCCUACGAACUCAAGAUGGCGAGUGUCUGGGAAAUGCAGAGCCACGACAGUCGCCUCCAAUUUCCGAAGCAAUGUUGAGAAAGCCUUUAGUGAACGCAAGUAACUACUGCAAUUAUCUUCACAAAGAUGCGUCAGCUGUAAUAUACAUGCCGGCUUACAGUUCUGACCACAACAUUGGAAACUGCUAUUUGGUGUGCAUGACAAUCGAUUCUAGCGGCGCUAAAGAAUACAACAUACAUAUCGCACCUGAUUACACACUUUGUAGCGAAACGACCAAGCAGGUGUGCCUUAGUGGUAUAUGUAGAGCUAUCCCUCCGAAAGGAAAGCCUUUACACCAAAAAGUAAAGGAACUUGCCAAUCGCCGAAUUCUCAUGUCACAUCUAGAAAUUGAUGAAUAAAGACUGCCAUCACUUUAUUUCUGGCCCACUAUCUUAUAGAGGCGAGAAGAGGUAUAGCGCCGAAGGUAAAUGUUAUGUGCAUAGGUGCGCCUGAAUUUCUUUGCCUACCAUUUACCAUACUAGGGGUGUGUUAUUGAGCUGCAUUUUUUCAACGAGGGUAUAUUCAACAUCUUCUUCCUUUAACUUGUACUAUUAUGUCUACCCUGUCCUGGAUAUGUAGGACAGCAAAUAGUGCUUGUAAAUUUGGGAAUAGGUUGGUGGCCGAAUGCAUUCUUCUACAACAAACAGUGCACGUUGACAGCUGAAGCCAAGACUUGAGUUACCAGUCAGAACAGACCAGUGGGCAUGCUGCUAGACUAUCCCUACACUACCGACCGA
Dermacentor andersoni is the source of this 2316-nucleotide messenger RNA. RefSeq lists its product as uncharacterized. The record is from RefSeq and is a predicted model, not a curated record. Gene Ontology annotation, molecular function: metalloendopeptidase activity. Lineage: Eukaryota; Metazoa; Arthropoda; Arachnida; Ixodida; Ixodidae. Gene Ontology annotation, biological process: proteolysis.